Molecule: messenger RNA, 1101 nt
Organism: Gastrolobium bilobum
Lineage: Eukaryota; Viridiplantae; Streptophyta; Magnoliopsida; Fabales; Fabaceae
Exons: 3
Coding region: 1-1101 (366 amino acids)
Molecular function (GO): zinc ion binding; nucleic acid binding
Source: RefSeq, a predicted model, not a curated record
AUGAUGCAUGCCUUUAUGACUGAAAUGAGGGCAGACAGGGCUUGGAACAGGAGGGAUGAUUCUCCUCCACACACGGCUACGGAGACUGCUACCCGUACGCCAUCUGUUACUCCUCAGCAGGAGGGGAGUGGUGCUAGUCAUCAGUCUGGUGAGGUAUAUGCUGGUACGGAAGAGCAUAGACUCCUUUCUUUCAGGAAACACAAACCGCCAUCAUUUCAGGGGUCAAGGGACCCGAAGGUAGUGACUACAUGGUUGAGAGGUAUGGAUAAGAUAUUUCAAGUUAUGGGGUGUCAGGACCCGCAAAGGUUGUCAUAUUCUGCUUAUAUGCUCGAGGGUGAUGCACACGAGUGGUGGUAUACUGCAUCACAACCUUUUAUUAUUCAAGGGGAAGAGAUUACAUGGGCCUUGUUUGAGAGACUGUUUCAUGAAGAGUAUUUUCCUCGAGAUGUUCGGGAGGCUAAACAGGGGGAGUUUGAGAAAUUGGUACAGGGUACCAUGACAGUUGAUGCCAAUGUGGCGAAGUUCAAUGAUCUGGUAAAAUUUGCUAAUUAUAGGGGUGUACUGCCGACUCCUGAGUUUUUAUCCGCCAAGUUUCAGAGGGGUCUGAAUGAGAAAAUUGCAAAAAGAAUGUCUAAUACAGCUGUGAGGAAUUUUGCAGAUCUUGUGACCCAGUGCAAACGGGUAGAAAGUGUUUAUAAUCGCUAUCCAAAAUCUGGUUCUUCGAGGACAUUUGGUCCUCCAGGUAAUAAUAAUAACAGGGGUGGCUUUCAUCAGAAUAACAACAGAGGUAGGGGGUUGCAGGUAAGGCAGCCUCAGGGACAGUCCAAGAGAGGAGGUGGUCAGAGAAGUUGGUUUAAUGACAGAAAUUCUAGUCCUCGUUGUGAUAAGUGUAAGAAGUUUCAUCAAGGGUCUUGUGCUGUGACCCAAAAUACUUGUUUCAAAUGUGGAAAGGUUGGGCACUAUGCUAACAAUUGUUAUAGCAAUACUGGGCAGGCUGCGAAUCUCCAGACCUUGCCAUCUGCACCUACAUUUGGGCGUGCUUAUACUACUAAUGCACAGCAGACGGUGAAGGCGCCGAAUUUGGUUAAAGCUACGGACUAG